Messenger RNA from Triticum aestivum (bread wheat), 3842 nucleotides. RefSeq names its product disease resistance protein PIK6-NP-like. Gene Ontology annotation, biological process: defense response to other organism. Gene Ontology annotation, molecular function: ADP binding. The record is from RefSeq and is a predicted model, not a curated record. The coding region runs from base 652 to 3504 and encodes 950 amino acids. NCBI's taxonomy places the organism in Eukaryota, Viridiplantae, Streptophyta, Magnoliopsida, Poales, Poaceae. The transcript has 8 exons.
UCGUCUCCCUCCACUGAGCGCUCCCUUUCUCUCAUUCUCUUCUCAGUCCUCUCCUCCAUUGCGCUCCCUCCUCCCUCAAUAAGAUACAUCCGCCCUUGUUGCUAAUCUCAUCUCGCCUCCUAUUGGCCUCGCCCCUGCCAACUGACUGCUCUAUUGGUGGCCGUGGACAUUUUGGAUUCCGAUCCAUUUGUGUUGAUUGAACCCAGGGUUGGAUCGUGGGGUUCUGAAUCCAGGGUACGGAGAUUCCAAACAAUUUACUCUCUUGACUGCUGUUGGACUUCCUCUGCUCCUCGUCCCCGCUUCCUCCCAGUCUCCUCCAUUGCGCUGCCCGGAACAGAUCGAUCCGCCUUGUUGCUGAUCUCAUCCAACCUCCGUGGACAUUUCGGCCGCUGCGUCUUGCUCUGUUCUGCUCUGCUGAUGGCCAUCCGACGCUGACGCCGCCACUGUUUUCUAAUCUACCGUGAAGCAUCAAAGGUUUCCGGUCAUUAUUCAGAGCACCAUGCAUAGAAUCCACUGACCCGGCUAUAAGUUCUUAUAAGUUAUUUGGUGCCCAGCCGCUUCGUUGUCCCCACAGCGCGACCAUUGGCCAUUUGUGUUCUACUCUCCUGUGAAGCAUCAAAGGUUUCCAGCUGAUUGAUCCGGCGAGCUCUCAUGGAUAUUGUCACGGGUGCCAUUGCCAAGCUGAUCCCCAAGCUGGCCGACCUACUUGUGGGGGUGUACAAGCUGCACAAGAACGUCAAGAAAAAUAUCGAGGACCUCCUGAAGGAGCUUGAGAGCAUGAACGUUGCCCUCGUCAAGAUUGGUGAGGUGCCGCGGGACCAGCUCGACAAACAAGACAAGCUCUGGGCCGAUGAGGUCAGAGAGCUAUCCUACAUCAUUGAGGAUGUCAUCGAUAAGUUCCUCGUACGAGUCAACCACAUUCAGCCAGACGACACCACAAACAAAUUCAAGCGGCUCAUGAAGAGGACGACCAAGUUGCUGAAGAAAGUCAAGGAUAAGUAUGGGAUAGCUCACGCAAUCAAGGACAUCCAGGAGCAACUCCAGAAGGUGGCCGCUAGGCGUGACAGGAACAAGGUAGUUGUUCCUAAUCCUACGGAACCAAUUUCUAUUGAUCCUUGUCUUCGAGCUUUGUACACAGAAGCGACAGAGCUGGUUGGCAUAUAUGGGAAGAGGGAUCAGGAGCUCAUGAGGUUGCUCUCCAUGGAGAGAGAUGAUGCCUCUAACAAUAGAUUGAAGAAGGUCUCCAUUGUUGGAUUUGGAGGGUUGGGCAAGACCACUCUUGCUAGAGCAGUAUAUGACAAGAUUAAAGGUGAUUUUGAUUGUCGGGCAUUUGUUCCCGUCGGUCAGAACCCUGACAUGAAGAAGGUUUUAAGGGAUAUUCUCAUUGAUCUCGGCAACCCUCACUCAGAUCUUGCGAUACUGGAUGCCAAUCAGCUUAUUAAAAUGCUUCAUGAGUUCCUAGAGAACAAAAGGUAUCUCGUCAUAAUUGAUGAUAUAUGGGAUGAAAAAUUGUGGGAAGGCAUCAACUUUGCUUUCUCCAGCAAGAAUAAUCUACGCUGUCGGCUAAUCACCACAACCCGCAUUGUUAGUGUCUCCAAUUCAUGUUGCUCGUCCGCUGAUGAUUCAGUUUAUCAAAUGAAACCUCUUUCUAGUGAUGACUCCCGAAGGCUCUUCCAUAAAAGAAUAUUUCCUGACGAUAGUGGAUGUCCAAAUGAAUAUGAACAAGUGUCUAAAGAUAUAUUGAAGAAAUGUGGUGGGGUACCACUAGCCAUCAUUACUAUUGCUAGUGUUUUGACUAGUGACCAGCAGGUGAAAACAAAGCAUGAGUGGGAUAUUCUGCUCCAGUUCCUUGGCUCUGGACUAACAGAAGAUAACAGUUUAGAGGAGAUGCGGAGAAUACUAUCUUUCAGCUAUUAUAAUCUACCCUCUCAUCUGAAAACUUGUCUACUGUACCUAUGUAUAUAUCCAGAAGAUACCAUGAUUGAUAGAGAUAGACUCAUAUGGAAGUGGGUGGCCGAAGGAUUUGUCCACCAUGGAAAGCAAGGGACCAGCCUGUUUUUGGUCGGAUUGAACUACUUCAACCAGCUCAUUAAUAGAAGUAUGAUCCAGCCAAUAUAUAAUGAUCUAGGCCAGGUAUAUGCUUGUCGUGUACAUGAUAUGGUUUUGGGCCUUCUCUGCAACUUGUCACAUGCAGCAAAGUUUGUCAAGUUAUUGGAUGGCACUCGGUAUAACAUGUCUUCACAAAGUAAUGUUCGUCGUUUGUCCCUUCAAGAUGGAAAUGAAGAUCAGCAAAUCAUGCCUCUCACAAAUUUUGUAAGGUCAAUUACUGUCUUCCCACCUGCUGUUAGUAUCAUGCCAGCUCUAUCAAAGUUUGAAGUUCUGCGUGUACUUGAUCUGUCAGACUGUUAUCUGAAAAGAAGUAGCAGCCUACAGCUUAACCUCAAGGAUGUUGGACACUUAAUUCACCUAAGGUACCUUGGUCUAGCACGUACUGGAAUUAGUGAACUCCCAGCUGAGAUAGGAAACCUGCAGUUUUUGGAGGUGCUGAAUAUUGGAAGUAGUUCUCAGCUAAGUAGAUUGCCGUCGAUUGUUUGCAAGUUGAGAAGAUUACUCUGCCUAAAUGUUUGUCUCUCUGAGGUGGUUCCAGCUGGUGUGUUGCAGAAUCUUACGUCCAUCGAAGUGUUGAAGAAUAUCUUGGUCUGUCUGAACGUUAUUGCACAAGAGCUUGGCAACCUAGUAAGGCUGAGGGAGCUUGUGGUUUCCUUCAAGAAUGGUAGUUUGCAUUUGUAUGAAGGUUUCGUGGAGUCUCUGUGCAACCUACAUCACAUCGAAAUUCUAAGUAUUUAUCGCCAUUCCAGUGAAACAUCUUUUGAGCUGAUGGAUCUCUUGGGAGAACGUUGGGUGCCUCCUGUACAUCUCCGCGAAUUUAUAUCUUGGAUGCCCAGCAAACUCUCUGCACUUCGAAGGUGGAUAAAGAAAGACCCCUCGCAUCUCUCAAACCUCUCCGAGUUAACCCUCUCGCGAGUGAAUGAUGUGCAGCAGGAGGACGUGGAAAUCAUUGGGAGGUUGUUGUCCCUUCGUCGUCUCCGCAUAAAGAGCACCCACCAAACACAACGGUUGUUAGUCAUCCGUGCAGAUGGGUUCUGCUGUAUGGUAGAAUUUAUCUUGUAUUGUGGGUCAGCAGCACAAAUAAUGUUUGAACCAGGAGCUUUGCCGAGGGCGGAAAAAGUUAGGUUCAGCCUUGGCGUGCACGUGGCGAAAGAGGAUGGUAACUAUGGUUUUGACUUGGGCCUGCAGGGGAACCUGCUCUCCCUUCGGAGGGAGGUCUGCGUUUAUUUGUGUUGUGGUGGAGCGAGGGUUGGGGAUGCCAAGGAAGCAGAGGCUGCGGUGAGGCACGCGCUGGACGGCCAUCCCAACCAUCCAUGGAUUGGAAUUGAAAUGAACCCGAAUAUAGCACAAGGUGCUCAUGACGACGAUUUCUGUAAGGACGUGGUGGAGAACUGAUUUCUGACGCAAAGCUCUCACAUUACAUAAGAUGUGCUCUCGGUAGCUGUAGCAGGGACACGCAGGUUACUGCUGGUGGCAUUCGUGAUGUUUCACAAACGUCGGGUGGGCGCCAAUUAUGCAAAGAAUUGAAGAAUGAAAAAGUUUCGAGCUACGCUGGAAGUUAAUUGUGUGACGAGCUUCUUUUAAAUGGCAGUCAGCUUUCAGAAAGAGAUUGUCUGGUUUUUGUAAUAGACUAAGUAGAGGUGUUGGAGUGAGUUGAUCUCUUACAAGGAUAGCUUGAUUUACUUUGGGAGAGCCGUCAUUAUUGCUUUGGCUGAGGGUGUAUCUUAUAUUUA